Stereum hirsutum FP-91666 SS1 is the source of this 1562-nucleotide messenger RNA. RefSeq lists its product as uncharacterized. Gene Ontology annotation, biological process: protein polyubiquitination; ubiquitin-dependent protein catabolic process. Gene Ontology annotation, molecular function: ubiquitin conjugating enzyme activity. The transcript is spliced from 4 exons. NCBI's taxonomy places the organism in Eukaryota, Fungi, Basidiomycota, Agaricomycetes, Russulales, Stereaceae. Gene Ontology annotation, cellular component: nucleus. The record is from RefSeq and is a predicted model, not a curated record. The coding region runs from base 1 to 1491 and encodes 496 amino acids.
AUGGGCUCCCACAUGACCCUCAAACGAAUCCUCCGCGAAAUCGCAGACCUCAAGAAAGAAGACCUGGGCAACAUCACGCUCGGUCCUCGAGACAUGGAUAAUCCCUAUCUCUGGAAAGCGCGUCUGCCGGGACCUGAAGGAUCGGUGUAUGAAGGCGGGAUGUUCGAGGUGGAUGUGCAGUUGGCUAAUGAUUAUCCAUUCACGGCACCGAAGGUCUCGUUCCUCACCCGGAUCUAUCACAUGAACAUCUCCGAGCGCGGAAGCGUCUGCAUCGAUAUAUUGAAGCAUAACUGGUCGCCCGCGCUCUCCGUAUUCAAAGUCAUCCUCUCCCUCUCGUCCCUCCUCACCGAUCCGAACCCUCGUGCGUCCUUCCUUCCUUUGCUCCUCUCUCCUUCCUUCCCUUCUUUCUGUCUUCCUUCCUUCCCCUCCUCCCCUCCUCCCGUCACUCCGCUCUCGCCACUCUCCCGGUCCUCCCCUGACCUGCCCUCUUACCUACAUACAGAAGAUCCCCUCGUACCAACCAUAGCCCGCGAAUACCUCUCCCAACGCCCCAAACACGACGCUACCGCCCGCCGAUGGACAUCCCUCUACGCCUCCUCCACUCCUGCCCCUCCUCCUCCUCCUGUCCCUGCCUCUACCCCCGCUACCCCUCCCACUACCUCCGCUGCACCUGCACCUGCACCUCCUACCCCUAUCACCGUCCCUUCUGCCUCUGCAUCUGCGUCCGGACAUGCCCCAGUCCCAGUCCCAAGCCGUACAUAUUCCCAUUUCAAUCGACCUUUCAUACCCAUGUCCGCAUAUGAUCGGGUCGUCGCAGCCUUCGUGGCAGGGCAUGGCCAUAAUCUCAGACAGACAGGGAACGGGAAUGGGAAUGCAUCAGCUUCGGUUUCGGGGGGGUCGACACCUACGCCUACACAUCAACCUUCAGACGCAUAUACUCCCAAUGCGGGCUCGUCGUCUUCGGGUGGUCCUAUCCCUAUCCCCACGACUGGCUCCACGAACGGGCGCGCAAAAGGCAAAGAACGCGCGACGGGCAAUGUGAGUGCGGGUGUUGCAGGUUCUAUAAUCGAGAUCGACGACUCAGACUCCGGCUCGGCUGAGGACGGGGAUGAGGACGGGGAUGGGGACGACGAUGUACAGGAUGUGACGGAUGUGACGGAGAUUAGGGGGAUGGAGAAGGGUAAGGGGAGGGGAGGGGGUGGGGGGAGGAAGAGGAAGCGGGAUGGGAAGGGUACGAGUGGGGGACAUGGAGAGGGAAAGAGUGAGGGAGAGAUGAAGCGUAAUCGGAGUAUCGUUGAUCUUUCGGUGGAUUCGGAUGAUGAUGGGGAGGUCGAAGUCGAGGGAGGUGUGGAGGCUGAUGUCGGAGCGGAGAGAAAGGGUAAGACGAGGGAGGGAGGCAAACGGCGCAAGAUCGGGGAAGGGGGCGGUGGGAGUGGGUCGUCAGCAGCGGGGGCGGGGGCGGGGAAUGAUGUUAUUAUCAUCGAGGAUUAAAGAUGUCGAUGAGCCGUCGGUCGUUCUCAUUCUCUCGUUCCCUCGUGUCAGCAAUACGUUCACGGUUCAUC